Lodderomyces parapsilosis is the source of this 915-nucleotide messenger RNA. Its product is annotated as S-adenosylmethionine-dependent methyltransferase. Gene Ontology annotation, cellular component: mitochondrion. The transcript has a single exon. Lineage: Eukaryota; Fungi; Ascomycota; Pichiomycetes; Serinales; Debaryomycetaceae. Gene Ontology annotation, molecular function: protein methyltransferase activity. The record is from RefSeq and is a predicted model, not a curated record. Gene Ontology annotation, biological process: protein methylation. Bases 1 to 915 code for a protein of 304 amino acids.
AUGCCCCGACUAACCGGGAGACUAAUUCUACAAGCAAGGAGAGUAACACUGCUUUUGCCACCACUACUACCUGCCAACCGUGACAUAGACAGAGCCCUUUUAGAACUCAAAUGGAUCAAGGAGGAGUUGCCUCAAGAGCAUUGGGUCUCUGCUGUAAACAAACGUUUGAAAUUUGAGCCACUCCAAUAUAUUCUAGGAAGUCAGCCGUUUGGAGAGCUCAACGUGAUAUGUCGGAAAGGUGUUUUAAUUCCCCGAUGGGAAACGGAAGAAUGGUGCAUCAAAUUGGGUUAUCUUUUGCUGGAACAAAGGCUCGACGGACUUAGAAUUUUAGAUGCGUGUACGGGUUCAGGAUGUAUUCCGCUUCUUCUAAAGCAGAAGCUCUCAUCAGCGAAUUUGAGGUCUAGCAUUUGCGGCUUUGACGUGUCCAAUGAAGCGGUUUGCUUAGCGAAAGAUAAUUUAAAAUCCAAUGCGUCACUCAACUCGAAUACUGCAAGUGAGAUUGUAUUUCAAAUCGCAGACAUUACAGAUGCAAAUGUACUAUCCUCGCUUCCUGUGUCUAAAUUCGAUUUGGUCACAGCAAAUCCGCCGUAUAUACCAUUACAUGACUAUCAAAAGUCUGUUUUACGAAACGGAAUUGAAAAAUCAGUUAGACAGUAUGAACCUGAAUUAGCAUUGAUAGGGGAUUCUGCACCCUAUGAGUACUUGUUACACAAUGUGGUGUUACCUUCGGAAGCGCGAGGGUUCAUAUUUGAGGUUGGAUACUACAAGCAGGUAGAGAUUGUGCUGAAGUUGGUAGAUGAGAACUGGGGUGUGGGGUUUAUGAGAGAUUCCGCAAACAGAAUAAGAUGCGUUGUAGGGUGGAAGAUGUAUUCUGAUUUUGAAGUAUUGGAACGUUUAUGUGAUAGAAAAGUAUAA